UCUGAUUGUUGAAAACAAAUUUUUAACCCUAAACAUGUCUGACCAUGGAUCCUCACAUACAUGCUGUUUUCGUUGCACCAAAUUCAUAUUAACUGCAGGCUUAACAGCUCUCUUUGUCUGGCUAAGUCUAAGAACCACAAAACCAUCCUGCUCCUUACAUAAUUUUUAUUUACCUGCCCUUAACCUAUCUGAUAAUUCCAACACCACAAGAUCCAAUCAUACUCUGUAUUUUCAGCUCAAUUUGAACAACAAGAUGAAGGACAAAGGUGUUCGUUACGACGAAAUUAUGUUACGCUUCUAUUAUGGUACAAAUACCAGUAUCCCUUUAGGUAAUAGCACAAUAAAUGGAUUUUACCAAGGGCAUGAUAAAAAAGCAAAGAAAAAAGGGAAACUGGAAAUUCAGAAAAUGGCUUGGGAUGCUGCUUUAAAGAAUGUUACAAAUACAUCAAAAGUGGUUUUUAGGGUGGAUGUGGCUACAAGAGUAAGUUACAAGAUUAUUUUUUGGUUUGGCAAGAAACAUAAUUUUACUGUGGAAAAUAGAACAUUGGAAGUGGAUAGUACAGGUAAAUCAAGUGCACAACAGCUUCAUUGCUAUCUUAUGGGUUUAGGUUUUCCCCUAAUUGUUUUGGUUAGCUUGAUUCUUUUGUUGUAAAU
Molecule: messenger RNA, 654 nt
Organism: Solanum verrucosum
Lineage: Eukaryota; Viridiplantae; Streptophyta; Magnoliopsida; Solanales; Solanaceae
Product: protein NDR1-like
Exons: 1
Coding region: 35-652 (205 amino acids)
Biological process (GO): defense response to other organism
Source: RefSeq, a predicted model, not a curated record